UAACACGACGAAUUGCCAUAUGAUUACAGCAACUGACAGGAAUAGAAAGAACUUUGCUCACCUCUAGUGGACGUUAAAGCUUACUACAGGACGAAUCUAAGUCUGCGCUUUUGCCAAAACUUUACGGUUAAAUUGAUGGACGUGAAAUAGACGUGACGUAAAAAAAGGCUGACCAAUCGGCUCGCAGAAGGGGCGGGACGAGCUCAGAUAACGGACCAGAAAUCCUCCGUCUGUUGUUGUUCACGUCUGAGGAUAAAUAUGUGACUUUUUAUUAGAAACAUCAUGUGAAUAUUAACGCGUGGCUCGCAGGGAGAAGGAGAUGCGUAGAGCUGGAAACGCACUGAACUUCUGUUUGUAGCCUCCUCUGAUCAUCUUUGUCUGCAGUCAGUGACAUGUCUCUGGCUCAGAGGGUUCUGCUGACCUGGGUCUUCACCCUGGUUUUCCUCAUCAUGCUAGUGCUCAAACUGGAUGGAAAGGUGCAGUGGAACUGGUUCCUCAUCUUCCUCCCAGUCUGGGUCUUCGACGGCAUCCUCAUCCUCAUGCUUGCCAUCAAGAUGGCGGGUCGUUGCAAACCCGGGUACGAUCCUCGCAACGGCUCGCCAGACCUGCGGCUGCGUACCUGGUACCUGACGGCCAUGCUGCUCAAGCUGGGCUUCUGCCUGACGCUGUGCGCCAAGCUGGAAAAACUGGCCGACGUAAAGCUGACGUUUGUGUGCAUCCCGUUGUGGACCAUGUUGCUGGGAGCACUGGUUGAACUGGGGCUCAAUAUAUUUCCUGAAAGAAGAGAGGCUUAAAAAGGAUCAGACGGUUGUUUAAAACGUUAGCAUGAAGCAUCACAUCAACAGCAAACCUUUGGGAAAAAAAUACAAGAAGAAAUCUUGGGAACAGAUUUGUGUUUAUGUGGCCACAACUUUGUGAAAUCACUUAAUUAUGUUCCCAGAGAUGACUCAAGACUCAUCUCUGCUAUUGGUAUUCAUCUUCAUUACAAGAGACUUUGUGUAGAAAUGAGAAUCAUAGACCUCGGACCUCGGUGGACAGUCCUGGGCUUCAGCAGAGCUGGGACUCUGCUGUUUGUGUCAAAGCAGAGCUGCUAGUGCAUCAAUGCAUUCAUUUAAAACAGCAAAAAAUGACUGUUUUCUUUAGCAGCUGUAUCUGUGAGACUACUGUGAAGCAAACACUGGAAAAAAAACAUUAACAUCCUCUUACGUUUGUUUUGUUAUGAAUUCAAGAUGUCCAGUAUUGUUUUCUGGUGUUUAUUUUUACUGUAUAUAAGCAGCCGCAGCUGCGGUUGUAAGAAAAAAUAUCCCUCAGUGAGGAGCUGAAUGGUGACUUUUGACUCCUGUAUUUAAGCAUAACUUUGACGCUUAUUACCAAAACACAGUGCAAGUUUGCUUUCAAUGCUUUAGAUGCUGUGUUGCUGCAUUUAUGCACAGACUUUUUUUUACUUGUUCCUUGAGUAGUUUGCCAAUUAUUAUUGCUUCCAGUUAGAAAUUAACUUCAAAAGUGUUCAUGACAACUGCAAGUUUAGCUGCAAGCACACAAAGAAAUAAAUAACUUGGACAUCUGACAUUGUUUUUUCCACAGGCUACUCCUCUCGGCCUCGGACAAGGUCUCUUUUGUAUUCUGUAAAUCAUCGUGUCCCGUUAAACUCAGUAAGAUCUUAUUCUGUCUGACUGAAGUUCAAGGUCAAUAAGACAAAACCCUCUCUGUGAGUUAAAUUAAUUUAAUUACAUUCCUACUGUGUGUUAGGUUUAAUUAUGGAGCUGUAAACUGAAUGAAACUGCUACAUGGAGCUCACCAGUGUUGCAGAUUUUGGUGUUGUUGUCUCACUGGUUCAUAUUCAGACUUUACAGUUACAUGACUCUGCAUGAGUGCAAUUUAAUUUGUGCCAUUGUUUCAAAUGCAUUCUUCACACGAUGUUGCACUCUCUUGAAAAAAUUCGAAAUUGCAUGCAUGUGUUGUAAUAAUAAAUGACCGAUUUACACCACA
Messenger RNA from Amphiprion ocellaris (clown anemonefish), 1989 nucleotides. RefSeq names its product transmembrane protein 60-like. The record is from RefSeq and is a predicted model, not a curated record. The coding region runs from base 393 to 794 and encodes 133 amino acids. The transcript is spliced from 3 exons. Lineage: Eukaryota; Metazoa; Chordata; Actinopteri; Pomacentridae.